Messenger RNA from Sclerotinia borealis F-4128, 1308 nucleotides. Lineage: Eukaryota; Fungi; Ascomycota; Leotiomycetes; Helotiales; Sclerotiniaceae. The record is from the annotation of a GenBank genome assembly.
AUGCCUCUCCGCGUCUUAGUAGUUGGAGCCGGAUUAGCCGGGCUAGCGGCAGCACUAUCUACCAAACUCGCGAAUCCAUCGCACGAAGUUACGAUUUUAGAAACGGUAUCGGAAUUAGCGGAAGUAGGAGCAGGACUACAAAUUACACCCAAUGCCUCGCGACUUUUCAAGAUUUGGGGUAUUUACAAUGACCUCGCUGCGAAAGCUACUUUCCCGAAAACCCUCUCGGUAUGGCGAUACGAUGGCACGAAACGCUUAGCGCAUUCUCCAGAUUUCCAAGAGAAGAUCGAUGAGAGAUACGGAGCUCCUUUUUGGGGAAUGCAUCGAGUAGAUUUACAACGCGCAUUAAGCGCUAAAUGUGACGAGCUAGGCGUUACCAUUCGCUUAUCGUCGAGAGUCCAGAGCGUCGAUUUCGAAAAUACAAUCAUAAUACUCGAGGGAGGAAAAUUGGUAGAAGGAGAUGUCAUACUUUGCACAGAUGGAAUAUAUUCGGCUACCAGAUCUCAAUUUUUAGGUCACUCGUGUCCGGCAUCUCCAACCGGAGAUCUCGCAUAUAGAAUUGUCAUUGAUAAAACUACACUAAGCGGCCCAGAUGCCGAGAAACUCACUGCGUUUAUUGAUUCCCACUCGGUCAACUUUUGGGCAGGUCCAAAUACACAUGUAGUAUCCUACACGAUGCGCGGUGGCGAUCUAUUCAACAUCGUGCUACUCUGCCCUGACAAUCUCCCACCGGGCCUUUCGCGCUCCACAGGAGAUAUCGAGGAAAUGAAAGGAUUAUUCGAAGGCUGGGAUCCCAUUCUCCGCGCGUUCCUCGCACAAGUCAAGGAAGUUGAAGUUGCCAAGUGGAGAUUAAAGCAUCUAGAAACGCUCUCGCGCUGGACUAGCAAACGGGGUAAUUUCUGGAUGGCCGGUGAUGCAUGUCACCCCAUGCUUCCCUAUCUAGCCCAAGGUGCCAAUUCGAGUUUAGAAGAUGGAGCUGUGAUGGGCUUUUUAUUGGGGAAGGUGGGGAAGGUAAAUGGAGAUACUGGUGCGAAAGAGGAACAGCUGGGGAAAGCAGCAAAGAUGUAUGAGGGAUUGAGGAAAGGGAGGGGAGAACGUAUUGCGAGGGAGACGUGGGGGCAGAGGGAAAGCUUUCAUUUGGUGGAGGGAGAGGCGCAGGUUAGGAGGGAUGAGAUUUUGGAGGCGGGGCCGAGGGAGGGAGGGGGGUUUCCGAGUCGCUGGCAGGAUUUUGGAGGCGUGCAGGGUUGGUUGUAUGGGUAUGAUGCGUAUGGAGAGGCGGAGAGGGGGUUUGAGAUGGCGCCUUUUUAG